GAUUGGUUGCGCCAUUAGCCUGAUUUCUUGGGAUACAGUGUGCCAAGGCAAACAAGUUAUUGUGUGUGAUCAGUAGUCGCCGCUGUGAUAUUGAUAGGUGUUCGGUUGCUGACUACCCGGAUUAAACAGACUUGAGCAUAAGAAAAUGUCAGACAGUCUGUUUAUUAAUAGCAAUGGCAGCUCUGAUCUCUGGACAUCUCACAACAAGAUGGUGCUGGAACCUCUUGAGACUAAUGAUCAUGAGGUGUAUGAGAUUAUACGAAAGGAGAAGCACAGACAGCGGUAUGGCCUAGAGCUGAUUGCGUCAGAGAACUUUGCAAGCUGUGCGGUUUUACAGGCUCUGGGGUCAUGCUUGAAUAACAAGUACUCAGAAGGCUACCCAGGUCAAAGGUACUAUGGCGGCACAGAGUUUGUGGAUGAGUUGGAAAGGCUUUGCCAAAAGAGAGCUCUGGAGGUGUAUGGGUUGGACCCACAGAAAUGGGGCGUUAAUGUACAGCCAUACUCGGGUUCCCCUGCUAACUUUGCUGUAUACACGGCCCUUGUUGAGCCACAUGGAAGAAUUAUGGGACUGGACCUGCCAGAUGGUGGUCACCUGACCCAUGGGUUUAUGACUGACAAGAAGAAAAUAUCUGCCACAUCUAUCUUUUUUGAGUCCAUGCCAUACAAGGUGAACCCUGAUACCGGUUACAUUGAUUAUGACAGACUAGAGGAAAAUGCUCGCUUAUUUCACCCAAAGUUGAUAAUUGCUGGUGUAAGCUGCUAUUCCCGUAAUUUGGACUAUGCACGGAUGCGCCGUAUUGCCGAUGAGAAUAACGCAAUCCUUAUGGCAGACAUGGCUCACAUCAGUGGACUAGUGGCAGCUGGUGUGGUUCCCUCUCCCUUUGAUCACUGCGAUGUUGUUUCUACCACAACACACAAAACACUUCGUGGCUGUCGAGCUGGAAUGAUCUUCUAUCGUAAAGGGGUCAGAAGUGUGGAUCCAAAGUCCGGGAAGGAAAUACUUUACAACCUGGAGAGCCUAAUUAACCAUGCUGUGUUUCCUGGUCUGCAGGGUGGUCCGCAUAACCAUGCCAUUGCAGGUGUUGCUGUUGCACUGAAGCAGGCCCUGAGUCCAGAAUUUAAGAUCUACCAGAAACAGGUUCUUGCCAACUGCCAAGCAUUAUCUGCAGAACUAGAGGCACUUGGGUACCACGUUGUUACAGGAGGUUCAGACAAUCACCUGAUUCUUGUUGAUCUUCGGUCAAAGAGCACAGAUGGAGGCCGAGCUGAGAAGGUGCUUGAAGCUUGUUCUAUUGCUUGCAACAAGAACACCUGUCCAGGGGACAAGAGUGCCUUGCGACCUAGUGGCCUCCGCUUUGGAACUCCAGCUCUUACUUCUCGAGGAUUCAUGGAAGACGACUUCAAGAAAGUAGCACAGUAUAUUCACAGGGGUAUUGAGCUUACUUUGGAGAUUCAGAAUGAUAUGAACCCAAAAGCCACACUGAAAGAAUUCAAGGACAAGCUGGCUUCUGAUGACAAACACCAAGAGAAGAUAAAAGCCUUGCGAGAAGAAGUUGAACAAUUUGCUGGCGCUUUCCCUAUACCAGGGCUGCCUGACCUGUAACUGUCAUUAGAUUAUCUGUUUGUUAGUACUGCUGUGUUCUUUUCAGUUCUCAAACUGUAACUCUAGUAACAAUGUUUAGCUUUAAAGGGAAUUUUAUAGUGUAAAAAUGAAAAUCCUCUAUUUCAUCAGAGCAUUUAAAAAAAAAUGUUUUUAGUUUACUAAGUGUUAAAAUGCUCCUUUUGCCUCUUCACAUAAUAUAGAUGGUCAGCAAAUAAGAAUCAAGCAGACAUUUGUACGUCCAAUCACUGGCUGUGUCCUGGAGUAGAAUUAGAAUUGUUACAAAUUUGAGUGUGGUUAACCUUUUUGAAGGAACAAAAAGAAAGGAACCUGUUUAAAAACAAAAUAGAGCAUUUUAUAUUUGUAUUUUUACAUUAGAAUACCCCUUUAAGUGUUUUUAAACCUGGCACUUUCAUCUGAUACUGACAUUUUGGCUAUUUUACAACGGUUAGGGCAUAGUCCCGUUUUUCUUUGCUUAAGCAUGAUCAACUUAUUUCUAUGUGCCUCAAAUUUUAAGCAAGCACUUAAUGAGACACUAAACUCAAAAUGUAAUCGCGGAUAAAAUGUUUAAGUAAAACAUCCUUGAAAUAUAAAUUUAUUUAUUGUCUGUUUUGCUGUGCAUAACCUCUGAUAAUUGUGCUUGUUCCACUUCUCCCAAAGAGAAACUUGACUUCCUCUAUUAAGCUUCGGUAUGCUAAAAUUUACCUGAACUUGCAACAUUCUACAUAGUGAUUGCUUAGAUCAGAGCACAAGUUGUUUUACACCUGUGCCUAAAUGUCCAUAGCAAUAGAGUCCAGGAAUAUGGAAUCCACCAGGAUUUCCAAGGGCAUGUUUGCUGGAAAUUUACCAGAUUUUGUUAAUUGUGGUAACACAAUUGUUUUAAAUGCUUUAUAAUGUAUAUUUUGUGUUCAGAUUUUUGCAAUUCUGUUCUUAAUUGCUGAUGUAUACUUUCGAUAUAUAAAAACUGUUGAUUUUAUGUCCCUUUUAACUGGUGUACAAUAACCGCUCAAAAAAAAAAAAAAGACUCUUUGUAAACUGCUUUGGAAA
Bombina bombina (fire-bellied toad) is the source of this 2647-nucleotide messenger RNA. It is a transcript of the gene SHMT1, whose product is annotated as serine hydroxymethyltransferase 1. Gene Ontology annotation, biological process: tetrahydrofolate interconversion; L-serine catabolic process; purine nucleobase biosynthetic process. The record is from RefSeq and is a predicted model, not a curated record. Gene Ontology annotation, cellular component: nucleus; cytosol; cytoplasm. The coding region runs from base 146 to 1603 and encodes 485 amino acids. Gene Ontology annotation, molecular function: mRNA 5'-UTR binding; pyridoxal phosphate binding; mRNA regulatory element binding translation repressor activity. The transcript is spliced from 12 exons. Lineage: Eukaryota; Metazoa; Chordata; Amphibia; Anura; Bombinatoridae.